Messenger RNA from Python bivittatus (Burmese python), 6821 nucleotides. NCBI's taxonomy places the organism in Eukaryota, Metazoa, Chordata, Lepidosauria, Squamata, Pythonidae. The record is from RefSeq and is a predicted model, not a curated record.
GGCUGUUGAUAGAAUUGAUGAAGACCCUAAUUUGGUUCAUAUGGAAGUCCAGGAUCCAAAUGGAGGUUUUUACUACAUGGCCUGCCAGUUUCAGAAUUGUUCUGAAAAAUCACUGAAAUCUCCCUUCAAUGGUAGGAUUGACAAGAAUUCCUUGACAGUUCAGGAUGACUACAUAUUCCUUCAGGUGUCCUCAGGAAACCAAACAAAAUACUAUGUUUCUUAUCGUCGGAAUGAAUUUAUACAGAUGAAAUUGCCAAAGUAUGCGUUAGCCAAGGAUUUGCAGAUUAUCAGCACUGAUGAGAGCCAGGUGUUUAUAGCUAUCCAGGAAUGGUAUCAGAUUGACACAUAUAACCUCUAUCAGUCUGACCCACAGGGCAUCUCCUAUUCCAUUGCAUUAGAGAAUGUCAGGAGUACCAAGCAACCCGAGGAGAAUGUAUUAAUAGAUAUUUUGGAGGUUAAAGGUGUCAAAGGAGUGUUUUUGGCCAAUCAGAAAAUAAAUGGAAAAGUUACCACUCUUAUAACGUUCAAUAAAGGCCGUAACUGGGAUUAUCUAAUGCCUCCAGCUACUGAUAUGAAUGGUAAACCAACUGACUGCAAACCACCUGAUUGCCACCUUCAUCUCCAUCUGCGGUGGCCGGACAAUCCAUAUGUGUCAGGGAUGGUUCAUACUAAGGAUACAGCACCAGGACUCAUAAUGGGAGCAGGAAAUCUGGGUGCCCAGCUUGUGGAAUAUAAGGAAGAAAUGUAUAUAACAUCUGACUGUGGCAAAACAUGGAGACAGGUUUUUGAAGAAGAGCAUCAUAUCCUGUAUCUGGAUCAUGGUGGUGUGAUUGUGGCCAUCAAAGAUACAUCUAUUCCUCUGAAAAUACUCAAAUUCAGUGUAGAUGAAGGUCAAACUUGGAGCACUCAUAAUUUCACAAGUAUCUCAGUGUAUGUGGAUGGCCUACUUAGUGAACCUGGGGAUGAGACAUUAGUCAUGACAGUGUUUGGACACAUCAGCUAUCAGUCAGACUGGGAGCUAGUGAAGGUAGAUUUCCGUCCAUCUUUUUCCCAAGAAUGCACUGAUGAAGACUAUGAAUCAUGGGACCUGACAAAUCUGCAGGGUGACCGUUGCAUAAUGGGCCAACAGAGAACCUUUCGGAAGAGAAAGAAUUCAUCAUGGUGUAUUAAAGGAAAAAACUUUAUGUCAGCACUUUCUUCUAAAGUUUGUGAAUGUAGUUCUUCUGAUUUCUUAUGUGAUUAUGGAUUUGAACGUUCACUGCCAAAAUCAGAGCCCAGCACAUGCUUUGCUGACUUUUGGUUUAACCCUAAAGCCCCUCCUGAAGACUGUAUUGCAGGGCAGUCCUAUAGAAGUAGCACAGGAUACCGUAAAGUUAUAUCUAAUGUAUGUAAAGGAGGUGUGGAUUUACAGAAAAAUUCUUCUCAACACGUGUGUCCACUGACUGCUCCCAAAGGAUUGCAGAUCAGCAUUAAAGGGGAAAGCCUUGCCAUUAAGCCAGGAGAAUAUGUCACCUUUGUUGUCAAACAAAAUCAGGGAGAUACUUUAAACACCAAAUACCAAGUGAACUUUGGAGAUGGCAUUAAGGCAAAUUAUAUGAACCUGACAUUGAUAAGUGAAACCUUUCAACACCAUUAUGAAAAUCCUGGGGUUUAUCGUGUCUCUGUGGUGGCAGAGAAUGCUGCUGGCCAAGAUGAAGCAGUUACAUUUAUUCAGGUUCAUUCUCCACUGCAGGCUUUACAUCUUGAAGUAGUUCCUGUUAUUGGCAGAAACCAGGAGGUGAAUCUGACAGCCAUCAUCCUGCCAAAGAACUCUAACUUUACACUUUUUUACUGGUGGAUUGGAAACAAUCUUCAGCCAGUUCUUUCACUGGAAAAUUUCUUGGUAACCAGUUUUGCUGAAGCAGGCAAAGUCAGAGUUACAGUUCAAGCUUCUUGUGGAAAUUCCAUGCUCCAGGAUUCCAGGAUUAUCCAGGUUUUGGAUCAUUUUCAAGUACUUCCAUUGAGGUUUUCUGAACAUCUAGAUUUAUACAACCCAAACAUACCUGCCUGGCGGGCGGAUGUUGGUCAUGUGGUAACACAACGGAUUGCCCAGGAAACAGGCUUACCCGAAGAAAGUCUUGUGACUGUGAUAAAACCUGGGCUACCCACCACUGCUGACUUUUAUGUGCUUCUGACUACAAACCAUCCUCAAGGAAAGAAAACUGUAUUUAGUGAUAAGCGAAUAGCUGCUAUUAAGCAAUCUCUAAAUGCCCAAAACAUCAGUUUCUUCAUGAGAGGAGGAAAAUGGGUUCUUGUGAUGUUAGGUAGCUCUGAUUCAGAUUCUCAGAACAUCAGAGGAGGCAAUGGGUACUGGGCGAUAAUGGCUCUCUUUGUCAUUUCACUUGUGGUUAUAGGAGCUAUCAUCCUCUACAAGUUUAAAAGGAAAUUACCAGGGAGAAGUGUCUAUGCUCAGAUGCAAAAUGAAAAAGAACAAGAGAUGACCAGCCCUGUAAACCACAGAGAAGACACCCAAAAUACCCAGGGGGAGGAAUUCAUUGAUGAUGACCUUGAUUGUCAAACACUAGGAAAUGCAAGAGUGACUCCUUCUGGGAGAGGUGGAAACUUGAACAGCUACAGAGUUCCCUUAUUGCUGAUGGCAGUCAGUGUCCAGUCCCAGGCAAUCUCUCAGGCAUGGUUCUGAGCAUUAGUUCCAGGGAAAUGCACAGUUACCUGGUUAGCUGAUACAACUGAACCUAAACACAAGAAUCUUCUACUGUGGGUCUCUCCUUUCCUCUCUGAAGAAUACACUACUAGUGGGAAGGAGACUGUUUCGAAGAUACAAACAGCCAUGCAUUACUUGGAAAACGAGAUAAUAUGCUUUGUGUUCAUGGCUGCUGACCUCAGACUAAGAUAGCAGAUCUGUAGCCCUAGGCAUGUUUGCAACCACCUUGUCUGUCUCUGGGUCCCUUGGGUUAUUUAUGUCCACUUAAUCAAACUCAUUUCAGACUUCGUUCACUGUGGUGGCAUCAGGCUGCCAUUCUUAAGGCAUGAAGACUAGUUUUAAAAUAGUUGAAGCAGAAAUGGGUGAAUAUUUGGGAUUUUUUUCCUAGUAAAAGAGCAGCUUGGAUCUGAUAUGGCACAAUUCAGAGGGGGCUGCAUUGAAGAGACAGGGUGAUUACUCACUGGCAUAUCUCUUCAGGCCCACUGGAUAUCUAGAUAACACCUUCUGAUUCAGAAUAUAAACGCUGAUGCUGAUGUUAGAAAAUGAGUGGAAGCCUUUUGUACUUGUACAUAUAUCACCAAAAGAAGCUCUCUACUUUGUUUUGCUCCCAGGUCAGGUUCUUCCUAUUCUGACACCCCCACCUUUCUGUCAGAGUGUCCCACUAGACUGCCUGUUAGCUUGCAACCCACAUAAUUAGACAUUAAACAGCUUGGGCUGCCUUACAUUUUCUUUAGUUUCCAGAACAGCAAGUGUAAUUACUUUUUAAAAUUUCAGUAACCUUUUUUUGUAUCUUUUUACACUUUCUAUUUUUAUAGCUAUAAAGGCAUUCUUAUCUCAGGAUAAUGCUGUCAAAGCAGCAUAUUUCAAAUUUGCUAUUUUAUUCUUUUUCCUAAACAACAAACUAAAAAUAUCACUGCCUUGGAUGUGUUUGACAAUCUGGUGAAUCAAGUUUAAGGAUUAAUUCCAUUUAAAUAAUUGCACUUUUUCAAUUUCAUCCCUAAAUAUCAUGCUUCAUUUUUCGACUGGAGUUAAGCAAAAUCUUACUUCUGUAGGCAGGAACUUAUUUCUGUUGUUAUUUAGAAGAUGUGCAAGUUUAAUUGUGUAUAUGCUUAUUUUACCCCAGUAACUUCAUGGAGCAAAAAGUGCAGUCAAACUGGUGAUAUUUGCUCAGAGAAGUCACAUGUAGAAAACUAACCACAAAGUAGUGUAGAAAUAGUACACACAUAAGUGCACCUUUAGAGAGGGUUUCUGAAUAUCAGUGAACAAUCCAUACAAAUCAGUUGUGCUGCACUUAUUGUAUGUAUUAGAUGACUGUCUCCAAGGUGCCAGUGAAUUCUUCCCACUGAAAGCACAUUCCAUUUUGGGUUGAUAUAUUUCGUUCUCGUGCAUGCACAAAGACAAACACUGCAGUACUGUGUCAAGCACAAUGCAUUCAGGAACUGAUCAUUCCGGUGGAUAUGAUGCUGCUGGAAAUGAAUGGCAACAUUUAUUUGCCACCUGCUCAGGAUCUCUCUGUCUGUCUAUGCAGCAGAGCUCCUAGUGGCCUGCACAAUUUCUUAUAAAAGAACAACAUCUCCCCACUGCCUUACCUGUACAGAGAAUAUAAUAGCGGUUGAAAAAAAGUGGAAGCCUAAAUGCUUAAAGGAAGGAAGAGGUUCCUCAUAAGGUUUUUCUAUGCUUUGGUAGUUUGGGAAUGUUGCAUUAAGGGACUGAACGCUUCAUUUUACUACUCAUGGUAUUGCUAGCACUGAAAAGAAAAAAAAAUCUCCACAGUUUAUGUGGUGAAAAAAUGCUGGUCCACAGUAAUUUGGAAACACGUUUAAAAAGUAACCCGAGCAAUGCAGCAGGAAGGGCAGAUCGCAAAUCUAGACUCCAUGUUUUUACCAAUCUAUAAAUGAUCAGCAGUAAAAAGUGUACAUGUGCUGAUUACAGCGUGAACAUCUGAUUUCAUGGUUUUCCUAAAGUGAAAACCUUAUUUCUAGCUCUGCUAUUCCACAACUGAAGAUAGAAAGAGUUAAAUGAAGGGUGUUCUUGUUUGAGAUGUGAUUUUACUUUAUUGCUGUUCAGCAAACUUAAUGUUAGAAUAUCCCCAAAUUCACAGUGUCUGUUUACUUGUAUAAGAUAGUGUCUGUUUUAAGGUGGGGGCAUUACAGUAGUGUAUAUUAUUUGUGGUUACUGUAGAGAGAGCUACAACUUCUUACUAGCUUCAGUGGAGGGAGCAGCUCCAUCUACACGGAUUACUGUUUUCAUAUUGUUAACCUUUAUUGAAAGGGGGGACAUUCACAUCGAUACCUUCUGGAACUUACUGCAUGUAUUUACUCCUACCUUCUGGGUUCAUUAAAAGGCCCCUAGGUUUAAUGUUGCAAAAUUGGUUUUCCUCCUCGCCUCCUCCCAAUAAAGAGAUUUUUAUUUCUGCAAAUGAAAAGAGCAGGUUGAGAUCUAGCCACUGCAAAGAAAUUUCAGCCCAGAUCUUUUGAUAUAACACUGCUUGCUCUGUAAAAUGCCAGGGCAGUAUUUUGAAGGUAACUUGCUCUCCUUAUUGUUUGAAGAGCUGCUGGUUUCUGGUCUAUGACUGUGAUUGAGCCAACAAACAAAUAUUGGUCAUUGCAUCUGUACUCCUGAGAGUGAAUAGAAGCAAUACUGAUCAUAGGAAUUUUUGUAGAACAAAAAGACUGGAUUCUUUAAUAUUUUCUAUACAGGUAUCUCUUAUACUGGCAGAUUAGGUCUUGAGAGAAAUGUUUGUUGCAUCAUUUGUAAGAAAAUCACUUUGUACAGCGUUUUUAUAACUGAAAUAGACUGAUACAAAAGAAGCAGAUUUGAUUGCAAGAGUCAGAUUUUUUGUGACACUGACAGUUGUGAGUCAAAACUGGACUUGUCUUCAGAAGCAAUAUAUUUCACUGAAUGCCAGCAUUUUUAAAUAUGGAGAAACAAAGGACUGGAAUGGAGAAAAACUUUUCUUUUCCUGCUGGCUGUUUUCUGAUGCAAUUCUCUUCCUGCCUAAAUAUUCAGGUGUAUAUUUCCUCCUGUCAAGGAUGCUUUCCAUUAAAACACAACAGAUAUUCCAAACCAUAAAUCCUUUUUUGGUCACACUUCAAUGUAUAACAUCUAUUUUGCCCCUUAGUAAGAGCCAGUAUAGAUCUACAAAUAGCAAACUGCAUACUCUGCUAUCCCAGAACAAAACCAGUUUUUCAUUUUUUCCCCCAAGUCUGCAGAAGGAUUGCGUCACUAAUGUCACAUAAUGAAAAUACACUACACCAUACUAUAAUGGAUGGACAGACAGACAGACAUUACAUUUCCAGGAAUAGUAUCUGUAUAUUUUAUCUACCCAUAUAAUGGAGAGAGAUUCCAGACACAUGCAUAAAAGUAAACAGGGAGGAGAGAAACUUAAAUGUGGCUUGUUGCAGUAAAAAAAAGGGUAAAUUAUGCUUAUGUCAGGGAAUGGACUAGUUGGAAUCCAGAUUCCCACAGCAGGUGCACCCGUCUUGGCUUUCCCCGGCUUUCAACUGCUCAGCAGGACAGUGAAAUUUCUGACAGUGAAGUCUUCCUUGCUAGCCCCGCUAAACAAACUAAGAGGGAGGCCUAAUAGGGCCACAAGGAAUCCUGGGAUCUUUUCUGUGUGCAUGUUGGACACGUUUUUGAGGUGGGCAAUAUUUAUGGGGUUAGGAGCCUUUGAAAUUUCAGAAGGGUCGCAGGAGGCCAUCCAAAAAGUAGGUGAAAAUUACACCAAUGAAGUUCAGCCAUGCUUUUGUUGAAUUUUAGUGGCAGGAUCAUGGAGUGGUGCUGAGGGCACAUGAAUUGCCCCCCCCCAUUUUAAAUGGUGGCUGUGGGCUCACAAUGCACAUGCCCACAAUGAAGGCAAAGGUUGCUGCUCUUGUCCCUCUCUCCCUCCAGUUUGCCAGGGUCAAGUGUGGGCAUUGCACCCUCUAGCCAGUCAUCUUGUGCUUGGUGAUUGUCAGGCCCAGCCCAAGAAACAGUAAUGAAACAGUCCAGUCGAGUUCAGUUCCUUUACGUGCUUACACCUCAAAGACAGGAUCUUGCCAGACUAAAUCUAUCCUACUGCAACUAGCGGAUAUACCCUGGGAAAUUCUAGGGAGUGGCUGUCCUGAACCUCUUUCGCUUC